Messenger RNA from Symbiodinium necroappetens, 456 nucleotides. NCBI's taxonomy places the organism in Eukaryota, Dinophyceae, Suessiales, Symbiodiniaceae. The record is from the annotation of a GenBank genome assembly.
AUGUACAGGAAGAUUCUAGAUGCCGACGGGAGCAAUGUCCAUGCGCUGAGGGGAGUGGUGCGGUGCCUGCUCGAGACUGGCCAUGGUCGAACAGCCCAGGAGGCAGCAAGGCGACUUCAGGCGGCAGAACCCUCUGAUGCCGAGGCCAAUCUCCUCCUGGCUGAGGCUUUGCUCUGCGCAGGCCAGGCGCCAGCAGCGGAGCGGCCUCUUGCCGUUGCUUCGGCGCGACCCGUGGCAUCCUUGCGAAGUCGCAUUUUGCAGGCGCAGGCCAAGGUGGCCCUGUUUGCGGAGGAUUUCAAGAAGGCGAUGAGCAUGGCUUCAGAGGCCGUGCGAAUGGAAGCAGGUGAAGCUGGCGAUGUGAAGGCUCUCCUGGCGCUGGCUGAGGUGCGGAUUCAGUUCGCAGACUACGAAGCGGCGCUGCGGGCCCUUGGCUCGGCAGAACAGGCGCUUCGAAAU